UGUUGUUUUUCUUCAUUAUAAAUUUAUUUCUCAGGGUCCGAUUGGUAUUAUGACAACCAGCGCUGGAGGACCUAUAGAGCAUAAAGACACAAACACACUAAAUUCACGAUUAAUAUUUAAUGAGUUCUUUAUGGAUUCUGUAACACAUACGGUCCGAGAACGUAUACCGGAGAGAGUUGUACACGCAGUGGCUGGUGGAGCAUUUGGUUACUUCGAAGUAACCCACGACAUCACGCAUAUCUGCAAAGCAAAAUUAUUCAGUAAGGUGGGAAAGAAGACGCCUGUAGCUGCUAGGUUUUCUCCAGUAGUUGUAGAACGAGGUGGAAGCGACACAUCAAGAGACGCCCGUGGCUUUGCAGUCAAAUUUUAUACAGAAGAAGGAAACUUCGAUAUUGUAGGAUUUAAUACUCCUAUGUUCCUUUAUAAAGAUCCUGUCAUCUUCCCUACCUUCGUGCAUUCAUUCAAGAAAAACCCAGCAAGUAACUUAUUUGAUGCGAACUCUUUUUGGGAUUUCCUCACUCUUCAACCGGAGACAUUCCAUAUGUUUCUUUUGGUUUUUGGAGAUCGUGGCAUUCCUAAUGGCUAUCAUCAUAUGCCUGGGUUCGGUAUACAUACUUUCGAAGUAGUAAAUGAACAUGGUACAAAAUAUUUCGUAAGAUUUCACUUCAUACCUGACGCUGGCAUUAAGAAUUUGCGUUCAGAGGAAGCAAAGAAAAUAAGUGCCGAAGAUGCUGACUAUAAUACUCGAUUACUAUACCGAUCCAUUGCAAAUGGCGACUUCCCCAGUUGGACGGUUAGUUUGCAGGUACUGAGUCUAGAAGACGUGAAAAAUGCUAGAAUAGAUGUAUUUGACGUUACAAAAGUGCUGCCUUUAGAUGAAUAUCCCUUGACACCUGUGGGUAAAAUGGUUCUAAAUAAAAACGCCGUAAAUUAUUUCGCUGAAAUAGAGCAGUUAGCAUUUAGUCCAGGAAAUCUAGUACCAGGUAUUCUCGGUGGCCCUGAUAAACUGUUUGAAGGUCGUCGUUUGGCGUACAGAGAAGCUCAGCACUAUCGUUUGGGUGUCAAUUUCAAUAAAAUUCCCGUUAAUUGUCCGAUACAGUCUAAAGUUUUUGAGUAUAACAGAGAUGGAAGGCCUCCAUUGAAAGAUAACGGAAAAGAUAUACCAAACUAUUAUCCGAAUUCAUUCAAUGGUCCAGUUCCAUACAAGGACCACAAAAGAGUUGAGUUGUUACAUAUCUUCGAGGAAGAUCCUAACAAUUUCGACCAAGCUAAAGAAUUGUAUACUAAUGAAAUGACAACAGAAGAAAGGAGACGUUUAGUCGAAAAUGUAUUGUAUAGAUUAGCGCCGGCCGCGAAAUUCCUGCAAGAGAGGGCUGUCAAGAUAUUUCACAUAAUUCACCCAGACCUCGGCAGUAAAAUAGAGCAAGGGUUACUAGUUAAUAGUACAAAACACUAUUGGGAUGAUUAUUAAAAAAGAUUGUACAUCAGACAGUUGUAAAAUAGUGAGAAAUUGUUAUUUAAUUUAUUUAAUGAAAUUCUAAAAUAUGAGAUAAAUUGUAAAAUGGUUACAGUAGCUAUCAUAACGUUAGUUACUUUUAGAAUUUUUAUCUUACGUGCAUAUUAAUGUACCUAAUAGAAUUCCAAUAAUAUAUUGUAGAAAUUUCAUUUCAAAACAUUUUGUCUAAAAAUAAUAUAUUUUUGUUCAGCAAUUAUUUCUAUUGUUAUGAUCAUAAUUUAGAUGAACUAACUACCUAACUAAUAUUCAUGACCAUGACUGUCAAAAUUAAUUAGUAAUUUUUUUUUGAGCAGUAGAUGGCGUUAGGCGUGUGCAAAAACGCGAUGGCAUAACGACAUCUUAGAAUUAUAUAACAUUUAGGGUUUAUACAUUUAGUAAAGUCUUUUUUGUAUAAAUCAAG
This is a messenger RNA of Pieris napi, 1916 nucleotides long. RefSeq names its product catalase-like. Gene Ontology annotation, cellular component: mitochondrion; peroxisome; cytoplasm. Lineage: Eukaryota; Metazoa; Arthropoda; Insecta; Lepidoptera; Pieridae. The record is from RefSeq and is a predicted model, not a curated record. The transcript has a single exon. Bases 50 to 1471 code for a protein of 473 amino acids. Gene Ontology annotation, biological process: hydrogen peroxide catabolic process; response to hydrogen peroxide. Gene Ontology annotation, molecular function: catalase activity; heme binding.